Cooperia oncophora is the source of this 486-nucleotide messenger RNA. NCBI's taxonomy places the organism in Eukaryota, Metazoa, Nematoda, Chromadorea, Rhabditida, Trichostrongylidae. The record is from the annotation of a GenBank genome assembly.
AUGAGUUCGCUCGCUCAAACGGGUUUUGAUUGUCCAAGAAGUCUGAGUCAGAGUGACGAUAGAAGGAGACUGUUUCUCGACUUUCAUAAUGAACUUCGUCGGAAGAUAGCUCUUGGAAGGCAACCAAACAACCGAGGAUUUCUCGGACCAGCCAGAAACAUGUACGAAUUGACAUGGAGUUGUAGUUUGGAACAAAUAGCAGCGGAUCAGAUCUCAUCGUGCACUCUUUCUCCACGAUCCGAUUUCGCUCAAAACAAUAUCAAAGUGACACAUAUCAAAUAUCGAGAGGUCGCUGUUUUGCUACUCGCUCUGAAGUUUUGGGCAAAUCAAGUGAAAUUAUUUGGAGUGGAUACCUCAAACAACGGUUUCAAGUACACGAUUGAAGCCUUUGCUAAUAUGGCUAAUUCGAGAACUCUACAGCUCGGUUGUGCUUACAAACUCUGCGGUUCUUCCAUGGUUGUGUCGUGUGUUUACAACAGCAAGUAA